Messenger RNA from Aplysia californica (California sea hare), 2182 nucleotides. RefSeq lists its product as uncharacterized. Bases 302 to 1945 code for a protein of 547 amino acids. The record is from RefSeq and is a predicted model, not a curated record. The transcript is spliced from 11 exons. Lineage: Eukaryota; Metazoa; Mollusca; Gastropoda; Aplysiida; Aplysiidae.
AGAUCUAGGUCUAAACCAGAGAGUUUUUCCCUCUCAGUCUAAACAUUCAGAAUUCGGGUUGGGUUUUUUUUACACUCUCCGUACUUUCGACUUUCGACCGGAAAUGGGGAAUAAAAAUGGGACCCUACUUUCGAAAUUUCGCUAGCCUAGGUUCACAGUUCACGUUUUUCAUAAACAAGAUGGCGACCUGCAUGAACGUAAACUGAGAAUUGUUUUGUAAUUUAUUGAUGUGUCCCCCUUGCUGCUUUACAAAGUCAAAUAGCCCUGUUCGCAAACAGCCCCGAGGCUGCGCUCAAGAACAAUGUUCUUCAGAAUUAUUCGUGGGGCCUUAGUGCUAGUCACUACAGCUGUUGCCAUUCCCUACACUGUAGCGAUCGUCAGCAACAUUCUGCAUGGCUGGCCACAGAUGAAGCACAAGUACAGACGAGCUUUAAGCCCCAGGAAGGUCAUGGGCUUGAAUUACGUUAUUAUUCAGAUGCUAAGAGAUAAAACGAAAUUGCUACCCCUAUACCUGAAGUUUAAAAAGUUUUACAAAAACGCAGAUCCUCGGAGGGUUUAUAAGAACCUGGCAUUUGGAAGAAAUGACUGCACGUUGGACUUAUACCUCCCAUGUGACAGAGACCCGAGCCAGAGGUUACCCGUGAUCAUAUUUGUGUACGGCGGCUCGUGGAGCUCAGGGGAUAAGAGCAUGUACGGGCUGUUGUGCUCUCAGCUUGUGGCCAAGACUGGAGCCGUCACCAUCUGUCCCAACUAUUCCGUCCACCCAAAGGGUUAUGUUGACGAUAUGAUUCAAGAUGUUGUGGACUGCAUUAGCUGGGUUCUUGACAAUAUUGAGGAAUAUGGUGGAGAUAAGAACAAGAUCAUCCUGAUUGGUCAUUCGGCUGGUGCUCAUCUGUCGGCCAUGGCAAUCCUAGAGUUACUACACGACGAGAGGGUCAGCGUCCAGCCUGGUUUCCGCUUUCAGCCAGCCGGCGGCCAAAUGGACGAGCUGGCUUUUGCUGAGAGCCAUUACGGGAGGUUGAGUACUCUGGAGAGAAACCGGGAAGGUCUUGAGGACAGCUCGGGGUCAUCAGAGUCGUUUGCUGUGGUCAGCGAGAAUGGUGGAGCACUGGAGCAGUCGAUGGGUGGGUCGCUGGAGAACAGUGGUGGCGCCGCCAGUCUCCUCGGCAGUAGCAUCAACUCGGAAUUCCUAGAGUCCAGUGCAAACUCGGAAGGGUUGAGUUCUCUGAGCGCCAGCACAGUGAUGGUGGAGGCCGGGGACGGUGACGCGCCUGGUGGGGAGGAGUCACAAUUGACAGAGGCGGCCGUCGACUCCAUGGCUGGGGCCGGCCAGGAGCUGCUCGGUGCAGGGGACGCAGAAGACAAGGCUAUCGCUGCCCAGGAUGCGGAAGAGGUAAAGAUUGAACAGAGGUUGACCCCUAAGUCUGGUAGCCUAGGGGACGACGAAGAAGAGAUUGAUGAUGACAGUGGUGACAACGAUUCUGUAGUUACUGUGAAACCAAAGGAUAUUGAUCGCCAUGCCACGCUGGUGGACAUGUGCAAAGCUGUAAAAGCUUUCAUUGGACUUGCUGGUGUGUACAGUAUACGGGAUCACUUUGAGCACGAGGCAAUGCGGGGCAUAGAGGACGUGUCUUCCAUGGCUCGGGCCCACUACGGCGAAGAUCACUUUGAGCGUUUCUCACCCACUGAGAUCCUGAGGAGUUUAGGCAGAGGCCUUAGUCUUCCCGUGAUGGUGUUGGUUCACGGCUCCGAUGACUACAUUGCCCCAGUCUCCGCCACUCAGAAGUUUGCCUCAGCUCUUGCUGAGAUCUCAGCGAGUGUAAAGGUGAAAAUCAUACCAGACUGCAACCACUAUGAAAUCUGCGUGGAUCUAAUGGAGUCUCAGCGCAAAUUCUACUCCCACGUCAUGGGUGUCGUCAUGGAGACUGUCGCAGCUGUGUCUUGAUAGUGGCCUGGGUACUUCCUACAGCGGAUUUUGUAUAUUAUAUAAUAAUACGAACAUCACAGUUUAGAUUUGCUGAAGUCUGCACAGUUCAGCUCCCGUUUCAGGCUAAGUCUGUUGUGAAUAUUACUAUGAAUUUCUAUUUAAGUUUCCAGUGUAGCAGUUAACAUGUCAUUUAAUUGUGAAGCGGUUUUAGUAUUUAGACAAUACAUUCUGACUUUUUUCAACUAUAUUGAAAAA